Messenger RNA from Hibiscus syriacus, 522 nucleotides. RefSeq lists its product as uncharacterized. The transcript has 2 exons. The record is from RefSeq and is a predicted model, not a curated record. NCBI's taxonomy places the organism in Eukaryota, Viridiplantae, Streptophyta, Magnoliopsida, Malvales, Malvaceae. The coding region runs from base 88 to 507 and encodes 139 amino acids.
CUUCAUUUCUCACUGUCAUUGGUUGCUUGUUCUUCCAAAUAAAACCUCCCAAUCUCAAACAGUAGUCUUUUAUCUCUCUCGGAGACGAUGCUUGGUGUUCAGUUUUGCUCCCGUGUAUUCUCCACUUUCUGGGUUUUCUCAGAUUCACCAAAUGCUUAUCACCCAACACCCUCCAUUUCUUUUCCUCCGCUUCGCUCCUCUCCAAUCCGUUUACAUUUCACGGCGAAUCGCCACCCGUCGCCGAAACGGGUCCUCAUUUCUUGCCACUCGAUUCAUGGUAGCUUCGGGUCCCAAUUUAGCAACGAGGACGACCCAGAUCACCAGUUUCUUGAAGCUUCUAUUCUCGUUUCAGAAACUGUUUCGCACUACCGGAUGUUAAGGCAAGGAUUUAAAGAAGAAGUAAAAUGGCAGUCAUCUAGGAGACAGCAUCCCAUUUCAAGGCCUAAAAUUGCUUCAAUUGGGCAAUCCUUUCUUAGUCGAUUUACCAGUCCAACUAUUUUUCUUUAGAUUUCUUGUGAUGGC